Molecule: messenger RNA, 1871 nt
Organism: Mytilus californianus (California mussel)
Lineage: Eukaryota; Metazoa; Mollusca; Bivalvia; Mytilida; Mytilidae
Exons: 1
Coding region: 356-1648 (430 amino acids)
Molecular function (GO): protein binding
Source: RefSeq, a predicted model, not a curated record
UGUAGUAAGCGGACGUUGUCAAAAAGAUCAAGUGAACACUAAAGCUGAUAUCUGGUGUUACAACUGUGAUGAAGGAUUAUGCGCUACGUGUUCAUGCCAUCAUGAAAGAGUUAGUUUAAUAACUCAUGAUCAAAAUACCGUUGAUAUUCAAACCGAAUGUGACGCACAUAGUCAACAGAUCAAGUCGUAUUGUCCAAGUCAUCUAAAGCCUUGCUGUGAUGAAUGCAUUUCUUCGAGCCAUUCAAAAUGUACUGGGAUAAAAAAAUUAGCAAGUGUAGUGGAGACAACCAAGAUUGAAGAAUCCAAAAAGUCAAUAGAAAAAGACAUAAACUCCAUCUUACAUUUUUUGAAUAAAAUGGCUCACAACAAAUCAGAAAACAUACAAAGAGGAGAACGACAACACCAAAGUAUCAAAAAAUCAGUCAGAAAAAUUCGAAAGGAAAUCAAUAAACAUUUGGAACACUUAGAGACAAAAAUACUCAAAGAAGCUGAUACUGUAUGGAGCCAGGAGAAAUCAAAAUUAACAGGUUUCAUUACGGAAAUUGAAGAAAAAGAGAAAAGUUUAAAAGAACUGAAAAAUAAUUUACGUACAAGUAAUGUACAUGCAUCAAAACUCCAAUCGUUUCUAGGAGUACAUCAGAUUGAACAACAAGUACAUCAAUAUCAACUAUACAUCGAAGAACAAAAUGAGACGGUUAGAGAGGUUGACAUGUUACUUAAGCCAAAUAAUGAGAUCGAUCAGAUACUAAGCAAAGUGAAAUUAAUAAUUUCCUUAGGAGAAGUGGAGGUUGAUGAAACUAAAACAACUCUGAGGAAAGAAACAAGCGUAAACAAGGAAGCCCAAGUAGACACACAAGAACAAAAUAAACAACCAAACAUAAACAACAUGACAAUGAAUAUUGAAACAAAGUUACAUACCAACUUAAGUAAUAUUGCCAGCAUAAGUGACAUGAUUUUUCUUACAGAUGGAAGAGUUAUAGUAGUGGAACCUCAUGGUAAAGUUAAUAUACUUACUUCAGAUGCCAAACUUCAGAAACAGCUACCAAUAGCUGAUGGAGCCUGGAGUGUCACAGAGAUUAAACAGGCCGCUAUUGCUAUUACCUAUCCUCUUCUGAAAGUCAUCAAGAUGAUCAAUAUAGAGAAUGAAACCAUAACAAAAGUUCUCACAUUAGACAAACAAUGUUGGGGUUUACUUUUCUUCAAUAAUGAUCUUGUUGUAGGUUUGGGUAAAAAUGAAAUCCGUACUAUAGACUUGGAAGGAAAUACACUGAGGUCCUUUGAAGUUAAAAAUAAAUCACAACUGUUUCAUCUUGUUAACUGUAAUGACGCAGUUAUCUAUACUGACUAUCGUGGCAAAGCAGUUAGCUGUAUUGAUGGAUCAGGUAAACAUAUCUGGCAAUAUCAACAGGAUUUAUCAGGACCAAAGGGACUUUGUACAGAUACUUAUGGUAACGUUAUUGUAGCAGACUGGAAUUCAGAUAGAAUAAUAGUGAUAUCAAAGGAUGGACAGAAUAGUAAAGUUCUGGUUAGUGAAGCAGAUGAACUGAUAGGGUCAAGGUGCAUUUGUUUUUGUGAUUCAUUUGGUUUUAUUUGUAAUCUUUUACGUACAGGCGUUUACUUUACAAAAGUCAAUUUAUCUUAUGAAUAGAUAUGGCCUGAAAAUCUAAGAAUAUUACUUGCAACUAAGAACAUAUUUAUGUGAAGCAUAACGUUGAAUUUAAAAUGCAGAUUGAUCUUAAAGGUUUUUUUUAAUAAAGACUAAGGGUAAAAUAAAGGGUGUAUAUAAGAUUUUUAAAUACAAGAAAAGAUUAGUAUGAAAAUAACAGCGCCGUUACAACUUAGAAUAAAUCGCAGUAUUUUUGACAUUUUUA